Messenger RNA from Caenorhabditis elegans, 1608 nucleotides. It is a transcript of the gene smex-1, whose product is annotated as LITAF domain-containing protein. The record is from RefSeq and is marked reviewed. NCBI's taxonomy places the organism in Eukaryota, Metazoa, Nematoda, Chromadorea, Rhabditida, Rhabditidae. The transcript has 3 exons. The coding region runs from base 1087 to 1518 and encodes 143 amino acids.
UUGGUUUGAUCAGCCGCUUUCAAUUCUCUCCGCUUCUACUAAAUCCAUACUAUUCUCAUGUUGGGAGUGCGAAUUGGGGAAGUAGAGGGAGAAAAAAAGAGAAAGACACAAAAACGUUGUUCGAGUUUUGUGAAAGGCUAGGAGGAUUAAGCCUGUUGGACUGGCUGUUUUUCAAAUUCAUGGUAUACAUUAGAAUGAGUACAUACUCAUUCUAAUUUGUGGGAAUGUUUCGUUCUAAAACUAAUCCGUUAUCUUUUCUCUUGAUUAUACUCAUGUUACAAAUGUUUGUCAAAAGACCAUGUCUUGCCCAUUUAAAUUCCUAUUAGCAUGUUAAAAAAAAGAUCUUAGAGUUAAAAUCUGCAUAAUCCCAUCAAUAUAAUACAGAAUAACUGGCAUCAUAGGCAUAGUACCUUUUGUAGAUCUAAAGAUGUCCCACGCUUUUUAUGGAUUUUCAUUCCGACUAUUUGGUUUUUUUUCAUUUCCAAUGCUCUAAUGUGUUCUGCUAAAAUUUUUCUGCGAGUAUAAAUUCCAUAUGUUUUGUUUUCUGAAAAUUCAAAUUAAAUUAUCAAAAAAUAUAGCAAAACAGCUUUGACAAUACUUUCAAUUCUCAUAAAAACCUUUUAAAUUGAGGAAUAAAAGAACACACUCGGAAAUAAUAUUUAAAUUUCAUAUAUUAGUAAUUAAUCACUUCAAAUUUAAUUUUCUAGUUCGGUUUAGAUUUUAUGUAAAACAUAUUUUCGGCAGUUUUUUAUACGUCUAUUAUGCAAUUAUUUUUCAUGUUGCACUUUUCAAUAGAAUUGAAAUUCCCGUAGUUUUCCCUGUGAAAAACAUUUAAAACGAUGGGCACAAAAGCAGUGAAAAUGGACGCUAUAAACACAUCCCAUACAGCCAUUUUCAUUGUUAUCACCGAUUCGCUUCUCUUUUUCGUCUCUUUUCUUCGUCAUAUUCUUCCAUCGCGUUCCCACCAAUUUUCUUCGUUCUCAAUCGACAUCACAUCGUGUCUCAACUCUUUCAUUUUUUCCCAACAAUAACUUGAUGGUUCGUCCUACUUUCGUAAACAUUAAGCUGCCACUUCGACCUUCAUCGAUGAGUCAAGAAUCAUCGACCACCAACGAUUCGCCGGGGCCACCUGCCCAACCACAAUCGGUUAGGUCGACAUCAAAAGCCCCACUGCCAAAAUAUACAUCAAUUGAUCUGGAAAAUGAAAUUCCAGAAAUGUAUAAUACUUCCCUUAAUCCCGGUAUUCACGAUCCGGAUAUGACAAUGUUUUUCAAUAGAAAUGCUCCACCAUUUCACACAAACUAUGCAAAACGACACAGCCCACCACCAAGUUAUUCAUCGAGAUCCAAACAGAGCAGCGUCUCCUCUUCAGCAACUCCCACUAAAUCAGCAGUGUCUCGGCGAAACUAUUUGGCCGGAUGCUUCCUUUGUGUAUUUUUCGCUGCGCCUAUCAUUUUCCUCGUAAUUUUUUAUAUGAUUCCACGAAUUGUUGUCAUUGAUAGAACCGCGAGGUUCUGAAGAGUCUCAUUUUUUCAAUGUAUAAAUUGGGAUAGAGAUCGGGCAGAAUUUCACAAAAAUAUUUAAUAAAUGGUACCUUACACUCAUAAU